Molecule: messenger RNA, 498 nt
Organism: Phragmites australis (common reed)
Lineage: Eukaryota; Viridiplantae; Streptophyta; Magnoliopsida; Poales; Poaceae
Product: transcription factor HBP-1a-like
Exons: 1
Coding region: 1-498 (165 amino acids)
Biological process (GO): positive regulation of DNA-templated transcription
Cellular component (GO): nucleus
Molecular function (GO): DNA-binding transcription factor activity; transcription cis-regulatory region binding
Source: RefSeq, a predicted model, not a curated record
AUGCUGUCCCUGGACGAGGCCAUGCAGCUCGACUUCACUGCCGGGCUGCAGCUGCUGGGCACGGACGUCAGCUUCGGCUUCGGUUUCGACACGAUGACGUGUGGUGCUGGCGCGUCGCCGGUGGAGGCGUUGACGAAGGCUUACGGCAACGAAGAGGAGGAGGAGCUCCGGCGGCUGAGGCGGAAGAUAUCGAACCGGGAGUCCGCGCGGCGGUCGCGCGCGCGGAGGCGGCAGCGGGUGGAGGAGCUAGAGCGCGCCGUACAGGAGCUCCGGGCCGAGAGGCGCGCGCUGGCGGCGAAGCUGGACGCGGCGGCGGGGCGAGCGCUGGAUGUGCGGUGCGACAACGCGCGGCUCAGCGCGGAGGCCGGCGCGCUCCGGCGCCGGCUGGGCGAGGCGCAGAGGCACGCCGUCCUGCUGCUCGCGCUGGCACGUGCCCGUCUCGCGCGGACGGCGAGCGGCGGCGGCCUUGCAACGGCUGCGGCGGCGUGGCAUCGUUGA